This is a messenger RNA of Ilyonectria robusta, 1821 nucleotides long. RefSeq lists its product as uncharacterized. The record is from RefSeq and is a predicted model, not a curated record. Lineage: Eukaryota; Fungi; Ascomycota; Sordariomycetes; Hypocreales; Nectriaceae. Gene Ontology annotation, molecular function: 5-methyltetrahydropteroyltriglutamate-homocysteine S-methyltransferase activity; zinc ion binding. Bases 336 to 1520 code for a protein of 394 amino acids. The transcript has 2 exons.
AUGCUCAACAGCCGUGCUUCACAGCCGACGAUCUGCAGGUGGGGGAGGGGCAGGGGCGUCUUCGAUGGAGACUAAUUCACGCGGCAGAUUCGUCAUUGGAGCAGCCGUUUUCUCGGCGGUUCUUAGCUCCGGGGAAGCUUGUCAACUUAUGCGACAGUUGCCUUGGGACGGAUAUUUUCGACUUGAAUUGAGGGGCUGUUAAUCAUGAGGUUUUGUGAUCGAGCUCGCGACGAUCCACAGAUAAGUCAGGGAUAAUCGAUUUAAACCGCUCUGCCCCCCUCUCCCCGCUCCUGUCAGUUACAACCAGGUAGCGAAGAGAGAGAAUAACAGAAAUCAUGGGUGUCACCAAAUUGCCGUUCCACGCCGACCACAUCGGCUCGCUUAUCCGCCCCGAGGCUCUCGCGCAGACUCAGGAGCAGGCCGAUGCCGGGCAAGUCUCGCCCGAGCAGCUCCUCGCGGCGCAAAAGGCCGCCAUUGCCGACAUUGUCAAGAAGCAGCAGGACCAUGGCGUGCGCGCGCUGUCGUCCGGCGAGUUCGACCGCAAGUACUACUUCUCGGGCUUCUUCGAGAAGCUCGAGGGCUUCAGGGAAGUGAGCCCCGUGCCGUGGGAGCUGGCUCGUCUCUCGGCGCCGCCCAUUGCCGCGCUCAAGAAGGCCGGCAAGCAGUACCCCAUGGCGGCCGUCUGCGAGGGCAAAAUCAAGUACACCAAGAGCCCGUACCUGGACAACUGGAAGCUGCUGCGAGACUGCGUGCCCCGCGAGCAGUGGGCCGAGUGCAAGUUCACCAUGCCGCCUCCAUGCUACUUCCACCUGCGACUGGCGUCGGGCAAGUGCUACAGCGCCGAGGCCUAUGCGAACGACGAGGAGUUCUUCGCCGACCUGGCCAAGGCCUACCAGCAGGAGCUGAAGACUCUCUAUGACGAGGGCGUGCGCAACAUCCAGAUUGACGAUCCCACCCUGGCCUACUUCUGCUCUGACGAGAUGCUUGCCGCUCUCAAGAGCGAGGGCGUCGACCCGGACAAGUUGUUCGAGACGUAUCUCAAGGCCCACAAUGACUGCAUUGCCGGCCGCCCCGAGGGUCUUCAUGUCGGUCUUCACAUCUGUAGAGGCAACUUCUCCAAGUCGAUGCACUUCAGCGAGGGUUCUUACGAGAAGAUUGCUGAGAAGUUCUUCACCACCCUCAACUACGACACCUUCUUCCUCGAGUACGACAACACGCGGUCCGGCGGCUUCGAGCCGCUCCGCUUCCUCCCCAAGCACAAGAACGUGGUCCUGGGCGUGGUCACCACCAAGGACCCGGAGCUGGAGGACGCCGCCGUCAUCAAGAGCCGCGUGCUCGAGGCGGCCAAGAUCAUCGCCGACGGCCAGGGCCGCAGCGCUGAAGAGGCCAUGCCGCAGAUUGGCAUCAGCCCCCAGUGCGGCUUCGCCAGUGUGGCCGUGGGUGCCGAGGGCAUGACGGAAGAAAAGAUGUUUGCCAAGCUGAAGCUUGUUGACGAUGUUGCUCGGGAUCUCUGGGCGUAAGGGAGAUGAAAUAAGGGAGAUGAAAUAAGGCGUACAUAGAAAUCUGGUGUUGGGUGAAUGGAAUGCUGCAUUUCCAGCGCCCUGGUCGCGCCUGCCUCCGAUUGUGUUUCUUGAGUCCCGAUCCGAUUCGCCGAUCCCUCCGCCCACUACAUCGAUUGCGGCGAAAGGCCAUGAUUCACACAGCAUCACCACUCACCUUAUGGGAUCUUUAUUGCGUUAAAGGCACUGGCUGUUGGCCUGGCCUGUGUGUAUUUUGUUUUAUUUUAUCUGCCCCUUCCGCUGACUCGAUCGACACUUGUCA